Penicillium cataractarum is the source of this 1068-nucleotide messenger RNA. RefSeq lists its product as uncharacterized. The coding region runs from base 1 to 1068 and encodes 355 amino acids. Lineage: Eukaryota; Fungi; Ascomycota; Eurotiomycetes; Eurotiales; Aspergillaceae. The transcript has 7 exons. The record is from RefSeq and is a predicted model, not a curated record.
AUGGCUGGCACUUUACCUCCACUGUUCGAGAUUACCGCCGACGAUCAUGGCGGAUAUGGUGCGGUCGCUAUAUACACGCUGCUAGCAUUGACAGUUGUCAUUGUGUCUACUCGUCUAUCGACUCGAUGGUUCAUAGGUCGUGUCAUCCACCCUGACGAUAUCUUACUGGGUAUAUCAUUGUUACUAGGAAUAAUACAAAGUGUAUUAGCACAACUAGCAAUUUCCAAUGGCCUUGGCCGACGACUACUGAAUAUCGGCGACCACCAGCUGGAGAAAUAUCUCAAGUACGAAUAUGCCGCCCAGAUCUUCCUCAUUGCGACAAUCGCCUUUAGCAAGCUCUCACUGGGCCUUUUGUUCAAAAACCUGAUGACAUCGCGUCGUUCCUCUAUCGCCAACCAGACUUUGAUGGGUGUGAUAAUUGCAUGGGCAAUCGCUUCUAUCAUUGCCUUGGCUCUUCGUUGCUCCAUGCCAACUCCCUGGAAAUGGGAUAAGCCGGAUCAAUGUAUCAACCAGGCUGCACUCUUCCAAGCCAUCGCGGCGUUAAAUAUCCUUACCGACAUCGCACUCGUUGUGCUUCCAUGCUUGUUGCUUCGGGAUGUGCAGUUGACCAAACUGAAGAGAUUCAGAAUCAUGGCGCUGCUGGCUAGCAGGUUUCUGGUUUGCAUCGCUACGGGUAUUGAAAUCAAAUACACUGUUAAAAUGCUUAACUCGCCCGAUAUGCCUUGGGCAAACACUAAUUCCACCAUUUGGGACCAAGCCAUGAUGAACCUCAGCAUCAUCACAACCGCCCUCCCAUCCCUCGGCCGCCUCGUCAUCGAGCUCCAACCCAGCAUCCACGCAUUCACCAUCAACGACGACCCAUCCGACCCCCGAGGCCCCGGUGCCGGAUACAAUUUCUCAUCCAUGGGCAAGUCUAUGGAUCAUGGCUUGAAGCCAGGAACCUCGGUCCAGGUCACAAGUGGAUGGCGGGAAUCGCUCAAGGAUGACGGGGAAAGUACGGAGGGACUGGUCACUGGUGCUGACCAGCAGAAUGUCAUUCAGCAGACGAUCCAUUUCGAGGUCCACUAA